AACUUCUGUUAUAGUGUGUGUUUUUGCGUGUGAAAUUCAACAAGACUUAUGGGAUUUUCUGCAUUUUUUGUAUUUUCAAGUUCAGCUGAAAAUUUUCAGUGUGUGUGUUUCAAUCGAAUUGAACGGUUUCUGGUAAGGGUUCUUGAUUCUAUUAAUAUUGAGGUUAAUUGAGAUCUGCAGAAGGCAUUUCACACUCCGGUCUGCUGUCUUAGUGCAGAAGAGUCAGCAUUUUUCUUGAAUUCGCAUUUUGUGAUGGACAGAAUAGUCACUCUGAGUUGGAAUCUGUUUGCCAAAGUUGGCAACUUUUGCUAUGUUUCCAUCUGUUUGAGUUGGCUUGACCUCAAUUGAUCAUCUCAUUUGACAAAAUUAAAAAGUUCUGUUCAUGAAAAAGACGUUGUGAUGAUGCAAAAUUGUGCCUAUUAUUUUGCAUGAUGACUUAAUCUGCUGAAAUUUGGCUGUUUUGAUUGUUUACUAUGUAUCUCAGGGUAUGUUGUGAAUUCAUGAUUUUUUUGACAUUUCCUGGAAUGUCAUAGGAAAAUAAUUGUCGGAGGCUAAUUGAAGUUGGUAACUGGUAAAACUGUCCCACAAGCCUGAGGAUGAAGUAGAAGAUUGGUUGGUAAAAGUCAAAGAUUUGACUUUGGGCAUACAUAAGGUGCAGAGGAUUUUCAGGGAUGAUGUUAACCUUCCAAAAAUGGAGCUCAUGGUCCCUGAUAGGAGUUAUUGCUACAGUAGUGGCCUUAGUGACAGUGGUUCAUUUUUUUCUUUCUCCAGAGAGUCCUCUAGACAAUUUUGGGUCUAGGCAGGUUGACAUGAUUGAGAACUCAUCUAUUCAAGUAAAUGGAUCUAGACAAGGCAAAACUGUUGUCCCUAAUAAUAUAUCUGAUGGUGGUAAUAUGCCGGUGAAUGGCUCAACUGAUGGUAGCAAGCAAUUAAGUGGGCCUGUUGAAUGAGGCAAAGACGAUGAGAAUCAAAAGCAACAGUCAAUGGUUGAUUUAAACAUCCAAUAUCCUGCUGAUUCACGAAAUGCUGUUGUCUAUCGUGGUGCUCCAUGGAAAGCAGAAAUUGGGAGGUGGUUAUCUGGUUGCAACUCAAAGACUGCUGCUGUCAAAAUUGUCCUGGAAAUUGGUGGCAAGAGCUGCAAAACGAUUGCAGCGGGCAAGGCAUCUGCAAUAGGCAACUGGGUCAGUGUCGCUGCUUCCAUGGGUUUGGUGGGGAAGGAUGCUCUGAAAGACUGCAACUAAAUUGUAAUUACUCUGGAUCAAAAGAGGACCCAUAUGGGCGAUGGGUUGUGUCGAUUUGCUCAGCUCAUUGUGACGCAACAAGGGCAAUGUGCUUUUGUGGAGAAGGCACAAAAUACCCAAAUCGUCCUGUUGCAGAGGGAUGUGGGUUUGUGAUUAUCCGCCUUCUGAACCUGGAGGUCCAUCUCUUGCUGAUUGGACAAAAGCUGAUGUUGACAUUUUCACAACUAAUGGAAGUAGGCGAGGAUGGUGUAACGUGGAUCCAAAGGAAGCUUAUGAUGGUAAAGUUCAUUUCAAAGAAGAAUGUGAUUGCAAGUAUGAUGGCCUCUGGGGCCGAUUCUGUGAGGUUCCUGUACAAAGUGUCUGUAUUAACGAAUGUGCUGGUCAUGGGUACUGCCGUGGUGGAUUUUGUCAGUGUGACAAAGGCUGGUACGGGACAGAUUGAGUAUUCCUUCUGUUGCAGAAUGGCCCAAGGGGCUUCGACCAGCUCAGAUCAAAAUUCCAGAUAGUGACAAACAAACUGGAAAAAUAGACAAUCUAACUGCUGUAGUGGCAAAGAAAAGGCCUCUCAUAUAUGUUUACGAUUUGCUGCCAGAAUUUAACAGUCUUCUAUUGGAG
Molecule: messenger RNA, 1856 nt
Organism: Coffea arabica (coffee)
Lineage: Eukaryota; Viridiplantae; Streptophyta; Magnoliopsida; Gentianales; Rubiaceae
Source: RefSeq, a predicted model, not a curated record